Molecule: messenger RNA, 2893 nt
Organism: Folsomia candida
Lineage: Eukaryota; Metazoa; Arthropoda; Collembola; Entomobryomorpha; Isotomidae
Product: ABC transporter G family member 23
Exons: 14
Coding region: 555-2630 (691 amino acids)
Cellular component (GO): membrane
Molecular function (GO): ATP binding; ABC-type transporter activity; ATP hydrolysis activity
Source: RefSeq, a predicted model, not a curated record
UUUAUGUUAGGAAAAUAUAAAAUUUCCUAAAAAUAUGAAAUCCCCUGCAUAAAUUGCAGGGGAUUUCAUUUUACAAUUAGUUAUGCGAUCAGAUUGACUUCUUACUUUCAUGGAAAACUUGUUUUUUGUGUACUCACAAAGAUCUCUGUCUAGCCUGUCCAGCAUUUAUACAUAUGCUUAAGUAUUUACAUGUGAAGCUGCCCACUUAUAUGCAUGCAGAUGUACAUAUGUACAUACGUAUAACCAUGUGUCCAGUAUUCUUAUUUCACACGCAAUGCCCACAGCACGGUAUCCUUGAUUUGUGGCGAAUUUUUUAUUCUCCGUUUACAGGAAAACUUACUAUUAAAUUCAAUAUCUACGAAAAGAUUACGAAAAUCCAAGAGAAUGUGAUUAUAAAAUAAGUACUAACUAAUCAGCCUCAUGUGUAGUCAACUAAUUAAAACUAUUUCAUUAGGUCUUCUGCUCGUGUAUGGUACAACAUGUUGCGGUUAAAAAACAAAUAUUUCUAUUAAUGAAAAUACAUUAGACUUCUUAAGAUUUAAAAAUUGUGUAAAAUGGCUGUCGCAGUGAAAGGUGGUUAUAAACGGUAUGGUGAUGGAGACUUCGUCCUUAACAAUUUGGACAUGAACGUCGGCGUGGGAGAAAUUUAUGGUCUACUGGGUGCCAGUGGGUGCGGAAAAACGACGCUUCUAUCGUGCUUGGUCGGAUUGCGCCAACUUGACUCUGGUCAGGUCACCAUUUUUAACCAACCUCGUCCCAGUAAUCUCGGCCGAAUCUGCGGAUUCAUGCCGCAGGACAUGGCCCUCUUGGAAAUCCUAUCGGUGGCAGAAGUGCUGAAAUAUUUUGGAAUUUUGUUCGGCAUGGAUGCAAACGAGUUUAAGUCAAGACUAAAUUUUCUUACCAAUUUCCUCGACAUUAAAGAGCUCCAUACUCCAAUUAUUGAAUUAAGCGGUGGGCAAAAGAGGAGGGUGUCCUUGGCCGCGGCGAUGAUUCAUAAUCCAAGACUGCUCGUGCUUGAUGAACCAAUUGUUGGAUUGGAUCCACUUUUAAGACAAAAAAUUUGGAAUUAUCUGCUCGAAAUAUCCAGAGAUUGUGGGACAACUAUAAUAAUUUCCACGCACUAUCUGGAAGAAAUAAAAUCCUGUGAUAAGAUCGGCGUAAUGCGUAAUGGUCAACUUAUAGCUGAGGAGAACCCUAAUACGUUACUCGCUUCUCACAACUCUACCUCAUUAAAUGAUGUGGUCCUAGAGCUGUGCAAAAAUAAUGAAGUGACGAGGAAUGCGAAUUUUAAUUCGCCAAAAUAUAAAAUAUUGAAGGAAGAAGCUUUUUUCGAGUCGAAGCAGUUCAUCGUCCCUUCAAGGAAUUCAUCGCCUUCGUUAAAUGUACAACGUAACAACUUAUCCAUUAUCUGGGCGCUUAUUUAUAAAUGGAUACAUCGACACCGGAGAGAUUUCAGACUCCACAUGUGGGAACUUCUUCUUCCAGUAAUGUGCGUCUUUAAUUUUCAAAACGUAAUGGGCCCAGAACCGAAGCGAAUAAAAUUCGGACUUGCACAUCACGAUGAUUUCAAUUUCACCGACACUUUCGCCCUACGAGAAUAUUGUGGGAGGAACAGCACAUUUCAAUCUGCACCGGCGUGCUUCUCUAAUAUCGGGAUUUGCCAUUUUAUCUCCUUAUUUGGCGAAAACGAGUUCAUUUGGAUUCCGACAAACUCAUACAAUGAUGGCCUUGACCAAAUUAAGCAAGGUCGAACUAUGGGACUCGUAUACUUUCCUCCUGAUUAUACGGCAAAUCUAAAGAGUCGAUUGUCGCAGGGGAAUUUUGCGGAUAACGAGACAAUUCUUGGCUCAACGAUAUCUGUCCGGAUGGACGAGGCAAACAUGUUGUUAACAUUUUGGGCGAAAAAGAACAUUUUAGACAAAUAUCUAGUCUAUAUGGAAGCCAUCUUGUCUGCCUGUGAUUAUUAUGGGGACGCUUUUCGACCACCACUUCACUUUCACACAACUUAUGGUUCUGCCCGAGUGUUUGACUACAUUGAGUACAUGCAGCCGGGUCUCAUCAUUAUGAUGAUGACGAUCAUGUCAAUAUCGGUCGGCGUUGUGUGGGUGCAGGACCGCGGGGCCGGGCUUGAGCAGAGAGACCACGUGGCCGGCGUGCUGCUAUGGCAUCGACUCGUGGCCGACAGUGCUACCCAAAGUAUCAUUAUAUUAAUGCAGAUUGGAAUUUUUUUGGCCUUAUUGUGCGGGUGGUAUGGAAUGGUGAUACAUGGUUCGUGGCUCGUCACGGUGGCCUUGCUGUACAUGGCGUCAAUUUGUUCAGUACUGAUGGGUUUCAUGAUCAGUUUGCUGCUGGAUAGCGCAAUUGAAACAUUGUUCAUGAUCAUAAUGGUCACAUACGUUGAGAUGUAUGCGAAUGGUGUUAUGUGGCCCAUGGAAAUGGCGAUAUGGCCUCUCCGCCAGUUGUACCAGCUUUCUCCUCUGACCUUAAUGGUCGACGCGAUGAGAUCACUUUGUACGAGGGGCUGGGACAUUACGCAUCCCGUUGUCGCGGUUGGAUUUACACCGGCAUUUGGGUGGAUAUUGAUUUCAUUGGUUGUGUGCGUGCUUGCUGAGCGAAGAAGAUACAAAUAGAAAGAUACAGAUGUAUUUUUAAAAUUGAACAAUUUAAAUUUUAUACGAGUAGAUUGACAACGAGCAACAUUUAGGCAGAUGUUAAGAUUUAUUUAAUUAGCAGGUAUAAAAUAAGUAAGUCUAUUAUUAUGCAUUUGGAGUUGAAGAAAAUGGACAACUAUUGUUAUUCGCUGUAAAUUUUAGUUUCCAAUUUUUCUGAAAUAAUAUUCGAUUAUCGGAGAAAUGAUGAAUUGUGAUAUUUUAAUAAAUAUUUACUUAAACAA